This is a messenger RNA of Haliaeetus leucocephalus (bald eagle), 3836 nucleotides long. RefSeq names its product calcium channel, voltage-dependent, alpha 2/delta subunit 1 (gene CACNA2D1). Lineage: Eukaryota; Metazoa; Chordata; Aves; Accipitriformes; Accipitridae. Gene Ontology annotation, cellular component: L-type voltage-gated calcium channel complex. Gene Ontology annotation, molecular function: voltage-gated calcium channel activity. The record is from RefSeq and is a predicted model, not a curated record. The transcript has 39 exons. Bases 121 to 3426 code for a protein of 1101 amino acids.
CGGAGGAGGCUUUAAAAAACAACAGGCCCCCCCCCCGCCGCCACACAAGACAAUAAUUGAAUUUAUUAUUAUUGCCGCCUCGCCGACUUGGGGAAGGGGGAUCGAUCUUCGAUCAGGAAGAUGGCUGCUGGCUGGCUGCUAGUCUUUAGCCUGACACUUUUCCAGUCCCUGGUGAUGAACCACUCCUCGGAGGGACCUUUCCCUUCUGCCACCACGAUAAAAUCAUGGGUAGAUAAGAUGCAAGAAGAUCUUGUAACAUUAGCACGAACUGCAAGCGGAGUGGACCAGCUUGCUGCGAUUUAUUUGAAAAACAGAGAUUUGUAUACUGUAGAAGCCAACAACCCUCGUCAGCUAGUGGAAAUUGCAGCCAGAGACAUUGAAAAACUUCUGAGUAACAGGUCUAAAGCCUUGGUGCGCCUCGCUAAAGAAGCAGAGAAGUACCAAGCAUCACAUCAGUGGAGGGAUGAGUUUGGGAAUAAUGAUAUAAUCUAUUACAAUGCAAAAGAUGAUCAGAAUGAUCCUGAAAAGAAUGACACUGAAUCUGGCAGCCAGAGAAUCAGACCAGUAUUUGAAGAAGAUCCCGUUUUCCGACGGCAAACGUCUUACCAACAUGCAGCAGUCCACAUACCAACAGAUAUUUAUGAAGGCUCAACGAUAGUGUUAAAUGAACUUAACUGGACUGCAGCGUUGGAUGAUGUAUUCAAGCGGAACAGAGAAGAAGACCCCACUUUAUUAUGGCAGGUUUUUGGUAGUGCAACUGGCCUCGCGAGGUAUUACCCAGCUUCCCCAUGGGUAGAUAAAAGUCGAACUCCAAACAAGAUAGAUCUGUAUGACGUUCGCAGAAGACCAUGGUAUAUCCAAGGAGCUGCAUCUCCCAAAGACAUGCUUAUUUUAGUUGAUGCGAGCGGGAGUGUCAGUGGAUUGACAUUGAAACUAAUACGCACCUCCGUCAUUGAAAUGUUAGAGACCUUGUCUGAUGAUGACUUUGUGAAUGUAGUGUCAUUUAACAAUAAUGCUCAGAACGUCAGUUGCUUUAAUCAUCUUGUCCAAGCUAAUGUGAGGAACAAGAAGAAGCUGAAAGAAGCUGUCUAUAAAAUCUCUGCUAAAGGAAUUACAGAUUACAAAAAAGGCUUUAGCUAUGCUUUUGAACAGCUGCUAAAUCACAGUGUCUCUAGAGCUAACUGCAAUAAGAUUAUUAUGUUGUUUACGGAUGGUGGUGAAGAAAGAGCACAAGAAAUUUUCCAUAAAUAUAACGAAGACAAAAAAGUACGUGUGUUCACAUUUUCUGUUGGUCAACAUAAUUAUGACAAAGGACCCAUACAGUGGAUGGCCUGCGAAAAUAAAGGUUAUUACUAUGAAAUUCCGUCCAUUGGAGCCAUAAGAAUUAACACCCAGGAAUAUCUGGAUGUUUUGGGAAGACCAAUGGUUUUAGCUGGAGAAAAAGCCAAACAAGUCCAAUGGACAAAUGUCUAUCUGGAUGCUCUGGAGCUGGGCCUUGUGAUUACAGGAACUCUACCUGUCUUCAAUCUAACAAAGGAACAAAAUGGGAAAAUAAAUCAGCUGAUUCUUGGAGUAAUGGGGGUUGAUGUCUCUUUGGAGGACAUAAAAAAACUGACACCCCGAUUUACGCUUUGUCCAAAUGGAUACUAUUUUGCAAUUGAUCCUAAUGGGUAUGUGCUACUUCAUCCAAAUCUCCAACCAAAGCAAAUUGGUGUGGGCAUACCAAAAGUUAAAUUGAGAAAAAGGAGACCCAAUGUACAGAAUCCUAAAUCCCAGGAGCCUGUUACGCUGGAUUUUCUAGAUGCCGAAUUGGAAAAUGAUAUUAAAGUUGAGAUUCGGAAAAAAAUGAUAGAUGGAGAAAGUGGAGAAAAAACAUUUGAAACACUGGUCAAGUCCCAAGAUGAGAGAUACAUUGAUAAAGGAAACAGAACAUAUACAUGGACUGCUGUGAAUGGUACUGAUUACAGUUUGGCAUUGGUGUUACCAUCAUACAGCUUUUAUUAUAUUAAAGCCAAAAUAGAAGAACCAAUAACUCAAGCCAGAUAUACAGAAACACUGAAGCUUGAGCAUUUUGAUGAAGCUGGCUAUACGUUUAUAGCACCAAGAGAAUACUGUAAUGAUGUAAAAAAAUCAGAAAACAACACUGAAUUUCUAUUAAAUUUCAAUGAAUUUAUUGACAGAAAUACUCCAAGCAGUCCGUCAUGUAAUACUGAUAUGGUCAUCAGAGUUUUGCUGGAUGCAGGAUUUACAAAUGAACUUGCCCAAAAUUAUUGGAGUAAACUGUCUCUUGAUGGAGUUGUUGCACAAUUUGUUGUUACAGAUGGUGGCAUUACUAGAGUCUUCCCCAAAAGGGCAGGAGAAGACUGGUUGGAAAAUGCUGAAACUUAUGAAGUCAGCUUCUAUAAACGGAGUUUAGAUAAUGACAACUAUAUUUUCACAGCCCCGUACUAUAACAAAAGUGGUGCCAAUAGCUAUGAAACAGGUAUUAUGGUAAGCAAGGCUGUGGAAAUAACAAUUAAUGGGAAGCUUCUGAAACCAGCAGUUGUUGGAAUAAAAAUUGAUGCAACCAGCUGGAUGGAAAAUUUCACAAAAACCACAAUCAAGAGCCUGUGCAACAGUGAAAUCUGUGGCUGUGAGAGAAACAGUAUGCAUGUGGACUGUGUUAUCCUUGACGAUGGUGGAUUUCUUUUGAUGUCAAAUCGGGAUGAAUAUACCCAACAGAUUGGAAGAUUCUUUGGUGAAAUUGAUCCUGGCCUGAUGCGAAACCUGAUUAACAUGUCCCUGUAUGCCUUUAACAAGUCGUAUGACUAUCAAUCAGUCUGCGAUCCUGAAGAAGAACCAAAGCAAGGAGCUGGACUUCGUUCUGCCUAUGUGCCUACAAUAACGGAUAUUUUGCAUCUAGGAUGGUGGGCUUCAGCAGCUGCCUGGUCUAUCUUACAGCAGCUGUUUUUGAGCUUGACUUUUCCACGUUUCCUUGAAGCAGCUGAUAUGGAAGAUGAUGAUUUCAGUGCUGCUCUGCCUAAAACAAGCUGUAUCACUGAGCAAACUCAGUAUUUCUUUGAAAAUGAUGAUAAAUCCUUUAGUGGGAUUGUAGACUGUAUAAACUGCUCCAGACUUUAUCAUGCAGAGAAGAUUUCAAACACCAAUCUAGUAUUCAUUAUUAGUGACAGCCAACUGCUGUGCCGCUCCUGUGACCCAAAGCCACUGAUGCAAGCGGAGAAGCCGGAUGAAGGGCCAAAUCCUUGUGAAAUGGUCAAACAACCUAGAUACAGAAAGGGUCCUGAUGUCUGUUUUGAUGAAGCCAAACAGGAAGAUUCGGCCGACUGCGGUGGUGUCUCUGGUCUGAGUCCAUCACUGUGGUCUAUGGUAGGAAUUCAGUUGGUCCUGCUUUGGCUGUUAUCUGGCAGCAGACACUGCCAGUUAUGACCUUGCUAAACCAAAACCUGCAUAACUUAAUCAAGACCCGGCCAAAACAAUAGCCUCAGUUUCAUUUUAAAAAGGGUCAGCUAUUCAGACAGCAGCAGAACAGCAGUGCUCGUGUCUGGUUAUCACUCGCUGUGAGACUCAUAAAGGCACCCACGGUGGCUGCAUGUUGGAGUGUCGGAUCCUUAAACGUGUGUGAAUGCUGCAUCAUCUAUGCCAUCCGAACAGAAUUCUGUACGUGCUCCAUUGGGGAAUCUAAGAUUAUUAUUUUGUUUGUUUGUUUGUUGUUGUAAUCUUGAUGACUUCAUGUAAAAGGGCUCCCCUAACAAUAGCUUAUGUAUAUGAUUUUCAUUUCUUUUAAGCUUUGGAUAUCUUGAAGAUUUAUAUUCUUUUACAUGAACAGUUACUUAAAA